CAGAUCACUCAACCCUCAACCCUCCUCCACUCCUUCAACCACCUUCCAUCACACCACAACCCUACAACCAUGACCAACCACCCCGCAUUCGACGUCUACUUCAUCUUCCAAAAACAAGAACUCAAGUUCCUCUUCACAACCCCCACCCACGCGGCCGCCUACCAGACCCUAAACCGCGAAGCCCGCAUCUUCACCCACGAACCAUGCGCCGUCUACCUCCCUCUCUCCCCAAGCAUGACCUACCUCCGCGACAGCAGCACCAGCGGACUAGUCAUCGGGUUCACAACCCCUCAGGACGCAGAAUCCUGGUGUCGGACGUCCGUCCUGGGGCAUAUUUAUGCCUCUGAACCGAGCACGGAAGUCCGGAUCCGACGGGCUUGGACGGAGGAGGAGUUAGAUGAGGUGCUACAUUUGCAGAAGCAUCAUCAUCAUCAUCACCAGCAACAGCACCAGCCCAACGGAUUCCGGGAUAGUGUUCCCCUCCCAUUACGACCUGCUAUGGCGCCGAAUACACCUCCUUCGGGAUCGAGAUCACGCCCGUCGAGUGGACAGUUUGCGCCGCCGGCUUGGGCGCAGGUUUCAAGCCCGAACUCGGGGACUGGGUCUGGGUCGGGGUCGGGGUCUCCGCCUCUUUCAUCGCACCAGGCGUAUUCGCCUGAGGGUCCGGCAUCCAAGGGUAGUCAUACGGCGUAUCGUGCGUCCCGCGUGCCGUCAGACUCGAUACAACAUGUCAGGGAAAGUCAGCCGUCGGUAGAGGUGGAGCAUUUGGAUGUGCCGCCGCUGAGAGUGGGACAUGUAUCGGGUGGUGCGCAUAGUGCGAGUGUUCAUUAGGGUAUGGGGAUAGAGGGUGGAUUGAUUGUUGAGAUGGGUUGUUUGGCAUAGCGAUGGCGUCGGUUUAUAGAAUGCGUGUUUUCACUUUCGUUUCAUGACUAUAUAUACUAGGAUACUACUAAUUAGGUAUCUAUUUAUCAACAAUCCAACUAGUAUAAAAUGGAGAAACUUCCCCGAAG
Molecule: messenger RNA, 1010 nt
Organism: Aspergillus ibericus CBS 121593
Lineage: Eukaryota; Fungi; Ascomycota; Eurotiomycetes; Eurotiales; Aspergillaceae
Exons: 1
Coding region: 70-831 (253 amino acids)
Source: RefSeq, a predicted model, not a curated record